AUGGUUCAACAUUGUGUUAAUGCAGCUAGUACCGAUUUUGGCUCUUAUAAUUCUCAAAAACCACGUGAUGCUGCUGAUGUUGUUGGCCGUAAAUCUCCAUUAACAAGUACAAAUUCUCUUCAUCAUCAUAUACGUACAUUAGGUUCAAUGCAAUCUGGUUCAGUUGAUUUCGUUUCUAAUGUUUUACCUACAACAACACAUUCAUCUGAUGCUACAUUAUUAUAUAAAACAAAUACAAAUGCUUCAUCAUCAUCAUCAUCCGGUUAUGAAUCUGUUUUAUCUCAAUCAUCGAAAUCUCAUCGAUCAUUUAUUUCUCGUUUAAAACGUUUAAUUAGUUUUUCUUCAACAAAAAAAUCUACUAAUUCUCAUGAACAAAAUUUUAAUCAUUCAAAUUCACCAAUAAUCUCAUUUAAAAAUUCUCAAUCAUCAUCAACAAUGAACAAUAAUAUGAUAAAUUCAAAUGAAAAUCGAAGAAAUUCUUUAACACGUUUAGAUAUUCGAAGAAAAUCAGCUAGACGAACAUUAGCACCUGCAACACAACAUGUUCCAUUUUUAUAUGGUCUAAAAAAUUGUGGAAAUACAUGUUUUAUAAAUGCUAUUGUUCAAUGUUUAUGUCAUACGGAACAAUUAGCUUUAUAUAUCCUUCGAAAAGGUUAUGAAAUUGAUAUGCGUAAUAUAAAAAAUGCUAUUCAUGAUUAUCAACAUUCAUCAUCUCCUCAACCGCUUGGCUUUAAAGUAACAAAAUCAUUUGUACAAAUAUUUCAAGCUUUAUGGAAUAAUUCUUCGAAUACAACAUCAAAAUUAUCCUAUGAUUUUAAAUCUAUUAUUGGUAAUCUUAAUCGACAAUAUUCUGGUAAUGAACAAAAUGAUGCUCAAGAAUUUUUAUUAUUUCUUAUAAAUACAAUUCAUGAUGAAUUAAAUUUAGUUUCUAAUGGAAGAAUACGACAACAAACUAAAGUAAAUUCAUUUUCUUCAACAACGAUUUCUUCAUCAUUAGCAUCAGCACAUCGUGCAUGGUUAGAUUAUACAGAUGCAAAUCAAAGUAUCAUAACAUCAACAUUUAGUGCACAAUUACAUUCAACAUUACGUUGUAAUCAAUGUAAACAAGAGAGUAAAACAUUUGAACCCUAUUUAUUAUUAUCAUUACCAAUACCACAAAAAAUUAUUAAAUCGGUUUUUAUAACUGUUGUCUUUCUUAAUCAAUCACCAAAGCAAUUACAAAUUGGUUUAUGUUUACCAGUUACAAAUACCGUUAGAGAUGUUCGAGAAGCUAUUGCUCAACAAUCUAAUCUUGAUCCAAAUGAUCUUGCUCUUGUUGAAAUACAACCACACAAUGGUUUUUCUCAAGUCUUUCAUGAUACGGAACCAAUGUCUCGAUUAACACAUGAUGUUUAUGCUAUUCAAUUUCCUUCGUCAACAACAGAAAAUAAUGAACAUGUCAUACCAACUACAGAAUCAUUGAAUCAAUCGUUAUCGCCAAAUAAUUCUUUUGUUAAUAUAUUAGUACUCAAUCGUGUACAAUUAAAUUCUGGUCAUGAAGAACGAUUUGGUGCACCGAUUGCUAUUCGUGUUCCACGUGAAUCAAAUUAUCGUGCAUUACAAUUAUCUAUAAUAAAAGCUCAACGAUCAAUAAUAUGUGACGAAGCAAUGGAAUAUGCACAAGAAUUUGUAGUUUUUCAAUUAUCACUUGUUGAUCAAUAUCAAUCAACAAGUAAUGGAAUAGUAAAACAAGAAUAUCCAAUUCCUCAUGAUGUACAAUGGCCACUUUAUCUUGAAAAAAUUGUUGAAAUUCUUGAUGCAUAUGAUGGUCCAGGUCUUGGACCAUCACAUAUUCAAGUUUAUGCUAAUUGGCAUGAGAAAUAUUUAGGACAAUUUAUAUCCAAAUGGGGUUGUAAUGAUGAUAAACCUGAUAUUCAUCAGUCAGUUACUCAAGCUCGUGCACUAUUACAUCAACCUUCAUCAUCAUUAAUAUCUUUAGCUGAUUGCUUUUCAUUAUUUACCCAAUCAGAAAGUUUAAAUCAUGAUGAUGCAUGGAUGUGUACAAAUUGUCGUCGAAAAGAGAAUGGAACAGUUAAAAAUUUAAAAAUUUCAACAUUACCAACAGUGUUAAUUAUACAUUUAAAGCGUUUUUGUCAAACAAAAAUGUCAAAUUCAAAACUAGUUUAUCCUGUACAAUUUCCACUUGUUGGUCUUGAUGUUAGACGAUUUCUAUCAACGAAAAGAAAUAAUGAUGGUGAUAGUGGAGCUGAAGAUGAUCAACAAGAUGUUCCUGAUCAAAAUCAACAAGAACAAUAUGGACUUUAUGAUAUUUUUGCUGUUUGUAAUCAUCGUGGAAGUAUGUCAAAUGGACAUUAUACAGCUUAUUGUAAAAACCCUGUAACAGGAAAAUGGUUCUGUUAUGAUGAUCAUCUUGUAUCUGAAUUAGAUCCAUCUCGUGUAUGUACUCCGGAUGCUUAUAUAUUAUUUUAUCGUCGUCGUGAUACCCUACCAUCUCCCACACUGGAAUCAAUACCUAGAUCACCUUCUUCUCUGCCAUCAUCACAAGAAAAACAACAGUCCGUAGAUUUAAUAGUAAAUGAUUUUGAUGAACGAUUAAAUCUUGAUUAUUCAUCGGAUCAUCCAUCAUUUCCAAGAGAAGAUAGUUUGAAUUGUUCAUCAUCGAAAGAUAAACAACAUCAUUAUAAUCUUCAAACACCAUUACCAUUACCACGAAAAUUUUUAACACCAUUACCACCAUCAUUAUCACAAGACGAAUUUUCUUUAGUAGAACCAAUACCUUAUCCAAUGCCUCGAAUGCGUAAACCACAAUAUGAACUCGAAAUAGCUCCAUCACCAUCAAUCCCCGACAGACGACAACCAAUAAUACCAACUGUUAAUUAUGUUUAUCCAAUAUCAUCGACACCCUCACAUCAUAUUAUAGAACCAUUGAGUGAUUUUUAUUCACCAAUACAACGACAUAAUUAUACAGAAAGAACAAAUCCAUGGAAUCGUUAUAAUAAUCAACGAUAUUCUGAUGAUGAACAAGAACGUAAUGUUGUUUAUCCUCAAACAAGAUUACGAUAA
Messenger RNA from Adineta steineri, 3063 nucleotides. The record is from the annotation of a GenBank genome assembly. Lineage: Eukaryota; Metazoa; Rotifera; Eurotatoria; Adinetida; Adinetidae.